Messenger RNA from Anopheles aquasalis, 2761 nucleotides. RefSeq names its product sodium-dependent nutrient amino acid transporter 1. Gene Ontology annotation, molecular function: L-amino acid transmembrane transporter activity; amino acid:sodium symporter activity. Gene Ontology annotation, biological process: amino acid import across plasma membrane; nitrogen compound transport; sodium ion transmembrane transport. Gene Ontology annotation, cellular component: plasma membrane. The record is from RefSeq and is a predicted model, not a curated record. NCBI's taxonomy places the organism in Eukaryota, Metazoa, Arthropoda, Insecta, Diptera, Culicidae.
CGUUGCAGUCCGAUUAAUUCCACUCCGACCGUGCUGGCGAGAGGACACAAGGCGCACAGCAAACGGUGACCACCACGAGUCAUAGCCACUGCGGGGGGACUGCUCCUUGCUCCUGAUCAACCUCAUAGCAUCCUUGGUGCACCGGCGUACAGUGGUAGCGGUAGUGGUGCAGUCGUCGUCCUAGUAACCACUGCGGUGUGCGAGUGCAUAGUGGUAGCGCGUUUGUGUGCAAGGAUUCAACGUAGCAAGCCGUACGAGUGUCAGAAGGAUAACGAACGAGGCAGAAAGCAAAAAAAGCAGAAAAGAAAAGAAAAGAAAUGGAAAAUCAAGCGUUUCGCGUUGGCAAAGGCGAAUCGCCCGUCGAUAAUAGCUCCGAUAUGUCGCAGAUGGAGUCGAACACAACGAUCGAAACGGAUAGCGACACGAAGACGAUCACGGGGCCAACCCGCGACAAGUGGGGGAAAGAUAUCGAGUUUAUGCUGUCGUGCAUCGCCUACUCCGUCGGGUUCGGUAACAUCUGGAAGUUCCCGUACACGGCGCUCAAGUGUGGUGGCGGUGCGUUCCUGCUGCCCUACCUGAUCGUCCUGUUCAUCGUGGGGCGUCCCAUCUACUACCUCGAGAUGGUGCUCGGCCAGUUCUCGAGCCGUGGUGUCGUCAAGCUGUACGAUCUGGCACCGGGGAUGCGCGGUAUCGGAGUAGCCCAGACGAUCGCCAUGUUUGUGGUCCUGACGUACUACGCCCCGGUACUGGCCAUUACGUUCCGCUAUCUGGUGGCCUCGUUCGCCAGCACACUACCCUGGAGCGUGUGUGAUCCUAGCUGGCCCGACUGUCUAAACUCCUCGUUCGUCGGCAACCUGAACAUCUCGAACGUCACGAACACGCUGAAAUCGUCCGCUGAGCUGUACUUUGAAAAGAACAUUACCCACAAGGCCCGGCUGGUAGAGGACGGGCUUGGUACGCCCGACUGGCGGUUAUCGCUGUGCUUGCUGUUUGCCUGGGUCGUCGUUGCUGCGAUACUAAUCCGGGGGGCGAAAAGCACCGGUAAAGCUUCCUACUUCCUGGCCAUCUUCCCCUACAUCAUCAUGGUGGUGCUGCUCAUCCAAACGCUCAUGCUGGAGGGUGCCUGGACCGGUAUCUGGUUCUUUUUCAAGCCCCAGUGGGAUAAGCUGCUUACGAUUGAGGUUUGGUACGAGGCCGUCACGCAGUGCUUCUUCUCGCUGUCCGUUUGCUACGGUGGUAUCGUCGCGUACUCAUCCUUUAACAAUUUCCGCAACAACGUGUACCGGGACGCCGUCAUUAUAUCCUGGCUCGACACGUUUACCUCCAUCAUUGCCGGGUGCAUCGUGUUCGGGGUGAUUGGUAAUUUGUCGCACACGAAUGGCCAGCACAUUCAGGACCUGGCAAAGGAUGGUCCGGGUCUAACCUUCAUUACGUACCCGGAUGCGAUCGCCAAGUUUCAGGUUGUGCCGCAGCUGUUUGCUGUCCUGUUUUUCCUGAUGCUGUUUAUCGUGGGAGUCGGCAGCAAUCUGGGUGUCACUACGAGCAUCAUCACCGCGAUCCGGGAUCAGCGUCCCGAGCUGAAGCAUUGGGUUGUGGUGGUUGCGAUUGCAACGAUCGGAUUUUUCCUCGGACUUAUCUACCUAACGCCCGGUGGCUUUGAGUUUCUUGAUGUUGUGGAUGGUUUCGGGGCCAAGUACAUUUCACUCACGUUCGCCGUGCUCGAGCUGGUGACCGUUGCGUGGAUUUACGGUGUCGAUCGGAUCUGUCGCGACAUUCGGUACAUGUUGGACAGGAGCACUUCGCUCUACUGGCGGUUGUGCUGGGGUUUGAUCGCUCCGCUUGCCACAAUGAUCAUUCUCGUGUACAGCUUCAUCCACUUUCAGCUUCCAAAGGUUCCGGUGGGGUACAAUGCUUUUGGAUUCAGUAUUUUCAUAAUUGCCGCGCUGCAGCUACCUGCCUGGUACGUGUACGCCAUUUACUGCCGGCGGCUCCGCCACGAUGAAUCGCUACGGAAAGCAGCAUGGAACGUACUGAAACCGUUGGCCAACUGGGGCCCGGAGAAUGACAGUCUGCGGGCGAUCUAUCGCACCGAGGAGGAACAGGCUCAGGUUAAAGAGGUGUACCCACCGAGCGUAGGCCAGCGCCUCCGGAAGCGUAUGUUUAACAUGAACUGAACGGGCGACCGCUUCGGUAGUCCGUUCUCUUUGUAAAUCAGAAUCGACUAAAAAAAAAGUUUAGUUAGUUUUAGUCAGGGAGUUUUUCUUUAUCCUAGAAAUAAGUAGCUGCGAUGUAUUAGCCAGCGUUUAGUCCAAUUGCACUAUAGCGUGUGUGUUCAGAUUGUAACCGAUAAGUUUGGAAAUCUCUAUUUAUCGAAAUCAUUGUAAAGUGCACUGCUGAAGUAAGGCAUAGAGCAUUUAUGUCGUUCGUUCGUUCGCCACUCGUUCAUUUCUCACUUUCUCACCCUAUUCUGCUCGCAUAAAUUUCGUUUCUCUGCUCGGUAACAGUGCAGGGAGGUGUUAGAGGACGGAAAAAAGCAUUCCAAAUGUUUACUUCUUUGGCGCUGUUGCUCUGGAAAUUUAAUAUCCCAUCCACCCCACCCCGCAAAACUGCUAACACUAGAAUACUGAUCUCUGAAUUGAUGCAAAAGUAGACCUUAUUCUCCUUAAUCAUUUGUUUUUUUUUUUAUGGUGACUAAAACAAGCUUUAUAUAGUGACAACAUUCGAUAAAGGUUAUUUAAUAAAAAGAAACCAUAAUAAAUCA